CUUCAGGUAGUUAGUAAAGUCGGACUUGAAGUGAGAACAGUUGGUUUUCUGUUUUUCAUCGCUUUGGUGUUAUCACUGUUUCAUUUCCAAGUUUUUGUCUGGUUAUAUAUUAUAAACGCGUGAUCACAUUGUUCAUAUCGACGUAUAGUCGUAAUCUUAGUCAAUAGUUCGAUUUGAAUGUAUCACAAAUUUGGGUAAUCAGCUUUCAGACAUGGACAAUAACUUUAGGGCAACUUGCUUAUAGUAAAAGCUAAUAACAGUAUACUAUAUAUAUAGUUUUUACUAGGUGAACUUAUACAACAAACCAGUGUGCAUGUGCUAGCAAAGAUGCUAUUACCGCUGUUGUAACAUAUCAAUACAGUUAACCUGGUCAUUUCUCGCUUGUCUUGUUUCAGCAGUUCAGUUCAGGUACAGGAACAAAAGCAAAAUGUUUUUGAGUGAGUACGUGAGUCGAGUAUCAGAAAUCACCUCAGUCGGGAUAUAGGUGUUGUUUGUGUGAAGAUAAAAACUACACAAUACUAAGCAAAGAUUAUAAGACAUGCAUAAAAGAUGCAACAGCAAGUUUCUCAUCAAUGCUGAAAAUGCUUAAAUAUUUAUGACCCACAGUCUUCUUUUCCGUACUAAAAUAUAGUUUUUGACUAAUUCUAUAAAACGUAUCGCAAUCUAUCUUCUAUGAGAAUAUAUUGAUCUUGCAGAUGAGAAAAUAACGAAAUGUAAUGCAAAUAUUAUGGCAAAAUGAAAUUAAUGAAUAUAUAUUUAAUAUCCGAAGACAUGAUUAUGGUAUUAUUUUGGACAGCUCAAUCAGGUAUUAUUUAAUCAAGCAUAGAUAAAUGAUAAAGGUGAAGGCCUAUAGCUAAAUAACUUACGUUGAGAAAUAAUAGAAUUUUUUAAACCAAUCUUAUAUUAUAUUAUUAUAUUUAGUGUAAGUGAUUGCUAAGUAGGCUAUUUAAACGCGUUGAAGUUCAACGUUUUAAGUCAGUCAGGAUAAGGUGUAAUUUUCUCGAAAAUGGUCAUUGAUUAAUUUUAAAAUUACCAAACCGAAGACACCAAAUUAUGAUAGGCGAUAAUCAUAAUCUUAGUACGUUUCUAAAAGCUUGCAGACGUUGUCUGAUAUAUUACUGCUGAACGAAUCAAAGUCUGAUUUAAUGUGUAAUAAAUGUUAGUUAAUCUGUUCUUUCAUAUAGAUUUUUGAUGUCAUAUAUCAUUAUAUGAUGUAGUGAUAACGGGUAUUGUUAGUUGUAAAAUAUAAAGCUUGCCUCACUUUAAAAUUACAAAUCACUUCUAAGUCAGUGUAAGAUUUUCACAAUUCCAAACAAGAAAGCAAAAAGGACUGGAUUAUGUCGUUGUAUGAAAACGCAUCAAUAGAUGAGGAAGUUUCAACUGGUGGCGAUAUUGACCAAGGCGGGCGUAAUCCGUACGAAAAACCCUUGCCAGACCCACCAUCUAACGAAUCACUUGACAAGACAGAAGGUAUAUAUUUUGUACCAGAUGCUAUCUACGCAAGACCACACCAAUCUGGCAAUGGAUGUCAUAUUUGUCAAACAGUCACUGAAAAAAGAGAAGACAAUUUCAUAAAAACAAUAUGGAGAAGAAAAACGAAUAUUAUAAUGAUCACGUUGACAGUGUUAGUGAUACUGGCAUUAGCAAUUGCAAUUUCAAGUCUUGCAAUGUAUACACAAAAUACAGUAGUUGCUGAAUCACGAGAAACAGAUUCAAAUAAUAAAACAACGUUGGAAAUGCUCACGAAUUUGGAGAAGCGAAUGAAAAUCAUUGAAAGUGAAAGGGAAAAUCAGUUUCGAAAGACUUUAGAAAUGUAUAAUUGGUACAAAGCAGAAAAUGGAUAUUGGUAUAAAGUGUUUCAAAAUAAAGUAGAAUACACCAAUGCUCGCAAAAACUGUGAAGUUCUUGGAAGUAGACUGGCGUCCGUUGGCAUAAGGUCGCAAAAAAUUAAAAGAGAUCUCACUCAAAAUCUGCUUGAUUCAACCUCCCAACAAACUUGGAUUGGACUGGAUAACAUUCAGCAGAACGGUAGUUGGACUUGGUCUGACCAAGUAUUGUCGACUUUGAACAACACGCAAUGGAGGUCCGGGUAUCCCGAUAACGAAAAUAAAAACCGAAAAUGUGGAUAUUUGUUUUAUGGAAGAAAUUGGUCGAUUACCGGGAGAGACUGCGGAAGAUUGUUUUAUUAUCUUUGUGAAACUUUACAACCUUUGUAAGGGAUAUCCAGUGUAUCCACAUAUCUAGUCUAAUGUAGAAAUGGUUUAUUGCAUCACUGUUAUUAUUGAUAAAUAAAGAAAAAACGCGCU
Molecule: messenger RNA, 2306 nt
Organism: Styela clava
Lineage: Eukaryota; Metazoa; Chordata; Ascidiacea; Stolidobranchia; Styelidae
Source: RefSeq, a predicted model, not a curated record